Molecule: messenger RNA, 1731 nt
Organism: Sodiomyces alkalinus F11
Lineage: Eukaryota; Fungi; Ascomycota; Sordariomycetes; Glomerellales; Plectosphaerellaceae
Exons: 2
Coding region: 1-1731 (576 amino acids)
Source: RefSeq, a predicted model, not a curated record
AUGUCGUCGGUCCUUUUUCUACUGCCACUCCACUGCACUCAAGUCCAUGGGAACUCUCCCGUCCGCGUGCCGUGGUCCUCUCAGGGCUUUGGGGCCGACGGACCAUGGCCCGCGGUCGAGGUGACUCUCGGUCAGGACCAGUCCGUCAACCUCUUCCCCGGCCGGACUUUCCAGGACCUACAGCCGCGACGAAGGCACGGCUUCUCCGGCGGCAUAGCCUGGACGCCUCGCCCCGACGAGUACAUGCUCGGCAUGGACGUCCAGCCCGUCGGCGGCAUGCUCAGCACCCACCGGAUGUGGCUCGACGCCAUGACGGUUAACGACAGGGCGAGUGCGACCGUCCCCCGUACCAGCCCCGUCCUCGUCGACGGUCUGAUGACCGCGUACCCGGGGGGCCAGUGGUACCCCCUCUCAGCCGGCUGUCUAGGCAUCGGGCCCCCCGGCGCCGUCAACCAGUCCUUCUCCAACGACGGCAGCUAUCCCACCAACGCCAGCCUGGUCCCCGGCGUGUUGUGGGAGCAGGGCGACAUCCCCUCCAACUCGUUCGGCAUGCACAUCGGGUCGGCGUCGAGGCGCGCCGAGGUCGCCGGCUCCCUCCUCUUCGGCGGCUACGACCCCAACCGCGUCGUCGGCCCCGUGCUUGUCGGGGACGGAUCCUUCCAAGACACCAUCACCCUCCGCGACAUCAGCAUCCAGGUCGUCCAGGGCGCUUCGCCCUUCGACCACUUCACCUCCGAGCAGCGGGGGCUCCUGAUACGGGACGACGUGGCCGCCUCGACCAGCGGCCUCCCCGUCCGCGUCGACGGGUGCUCGCCCUACCUCACGCUCCCGAAACCCACCUGCGACGCCAUCGCCGCCCACCUCCCCGUGCGGUACGACGACGCCCUGGGCCUCUACCUCUGGGACCGCGCCUCGCCGCGCUACCCGCUCAUCGUCUCCUCCGCCUCCGUUCUGACCUUCUCCCUCUUCGCCGCCUCCAACACCGACGUCGUCACCAUCCGCAUCCCCUUCGCCCACCUGAACCUGACCCUCACCCCGCCGCUCGCCGACGUCCCGACGCCUUACUUGCCGUGUUUUACGGGGGGGCAGGGCCACCACGUCCUCGGCCGCGCGUUCCUGCAGGACGCCUUCCUGGGCGCGAACUGGCACCGCGAGAAGUGGUUCCUCGCCCAGGCGCCGGGUCCUAACGUGCAGUCUUCCCCGCGGGCGGAACGCAUCGAGGACGAGGCUGAGACGGUGGAGGCGGGGGAUAAUGACUGGGAGACCUCGUGGGAGGGUGCGUGGACUGCUUUGACGGAGGAGGAGGUCGAGAGGUCGAGAGAGUCUGAGGGGGUUAUGCCUGGACGGGAAUCCGAAUCUCCCGUUCCGUUGCCGGAGUCUUCCGAUGGUGUGAACAACGAUGAGGGCGGUGAUGAAUCUGAUGAAUCUGAUGACGAUGACGGCGGCGGCGAUCUUUCGACGGGGGCGUUGGCCGCGAUCGGGACCGGAGCUGCUGUAGGGGCGCUGGUGGUCAUUGGAGGUGGAACGGCCUUGUUCUUCUGGAGGAGAAGACAGAAGACGAAGAAGAAGAAGAAAAGGAGGCAAGGACAAGGUCUUCAGAAUAGUGAGGGACCGAGUUGGCCAGUUAGCUCCAACGAUGUCAAGGGGCCGUUGACCCCGGCGACCGAGUUGCAUGGUUAUAGCCUGCCUCGAGUUCAUCCACGACCGCCGCCUCAAGAAUUGCCUGCAUAG